UACCCUUUUAUGGCACCCACGAUUGUACCAAAGCCCAACUCCUCCUCUCUUCUUCAUCCAUGUAUAUAUUAACAAUGGACCCCUCAACUGUCAGAACUUGCAUUACCACCAGACUUAGCUUUCUCUUCUCCCCCCUGAAUAAUGAAAUUUGAAGAUCUUUUGGUCCAACAAAGUGAGGAGCAGCAGAUGGAACAAAGCCACGGAGAGAAGAUGAAGCUGCUUCAUCUUGAAGAAGAGGUUGUGAAAUUGCAAGAAGAACUAGAUGGGGAACAAGCACUCAACAAGGUUUUACAGUGUGCUCUACAAGGUCCUGUGGUUUCACACCCAUGUCCGGCCACAUCGCUACCGCCUCAAGUUCAGGAGCUUCUAGCGGAAAUGGCUAUGGCGGAAGAGGAAAUUCUGUGGCUAGAAAGAAAGAUUGAAGUGCUAAAAUUCAGCUUGUAUGAAGAAAAGAAGCAAACCAAGGAAUGGCAAAUGCAGCAGGAGCAGCAAUUCAGGCAGAGGCAUCAGAAUCACUUGCUGUGUGGACAGGAUGAUCGGUCGGUGCUUCACAACACAUUCCAUCAUCUAUCCACAUCACAAAAUUACGACCACCUUAAAAGAGGGAAAACAAGAAGCUACAGAAGAGCCUCAGUCGGCUCUGCAUCAGAUAUAAUAAGUAUGUCUUCUGCAGGAUCAAGAGCCGAAGAAACUCAUGAAGUGCCAAGGAAGCAAACCAGACCAAGAAACCAUUAUCCCGUUCACAAAGAAAUUGGAAAUGACAAUCCAAAUGAGCUCUCAGAGGAACUUAUCAGAUGCCUAAUAGGCAUAUUUCUUGAGCUAAACCAGGCAACACAGGAUGGAGAAGGAUCAGCUAAUGUUCCAAAGCUUGGUCUCUCCUGCAUGAAGUCCAGAGGCCUCACGUCAAAGAAUAUGAUCAACCACAAAGCAUUCCUGUCUCCCUUCAACCAACAUAUAUCCAAUCCUGAUCCUUACAGCAUUAUGACAGAUCUAGAUGGCUCUGUCAGGGACAUUGGAGCAUAUAAGAACUUCAUCCAAAUCACCAGAAGCUCGUUAGACAUCAGUCGGUUCUCAGUGUGUUCGCAAAGUAUCAGAAAAUUAAGGAGUUUGAUGCAAAACUUAUGCAAUGUGGACUUGACAUUCUUGACAUACAAGCAGAAGUUAGCAUUUUGGAUCAACAUUUACAAUGCCUGCAUAAUGCAUACAUUUCUAGAACAUGGGUUGCCUUCCACACAAGACAAACUUCUUACACUGAUGAACAAGGGUGCACUGAAUGUGGGUGGGAUAGUACUGAAUGCUCUGGCCAUCGAGCAUUUUAUCCUCCGUCAUCCGUGUGAAUCAAAACAUAAGGGACCUAUGGAUGAGAAGGAAAUGCUACUACAGCAUGCAUAUGGUCUGGGGUAUCCAGAGCCUAAUGUGACAUUUGCACUUUGCCGAGGCAGUUGGUCCUCACCAGCAUUAAGGGUUUUUAGCCCAGACCAAGUGGUGAACGAACUGGGGAAAGCAAAAGUAGAGUACCUGGAAGCUUCAGUUGGAGUUACAAGCAAAAGAAAGAUUAUUGUGCCCAAGCUUCUGCAAUGGCAUAUGCAAGAUUUUGCAGAUGACAUGGAAUCAUUGCUAGAAUGGAUUUAUAGCCAACUGCCACGCUCUGGAUCACUAAAACGAUUAAUAAUGGAGUGCCUGAAUGGAGAAACAAGAUAUUCUACCACAAAAAGGGUAGAGGUUCAGCAAUACGAGUCUGAGUUCCGCUACCUGCUACCCUUGUAGGUUAUGAAAAGAGGAACGAAAAAAGAGAGA
This is a messenger RNA of Tripterygium wilfordii, 1797 nucleotides long. RefSeq lists its product as uncharacterized. The record is from RefSeq and is a predicted model, not a curated record. The coding region runs from base 142 to 1767 and encodes 541 amino acids. NCBI's taxonomy places the organism in Eukaryota, Viridiplantae, Streptophyta, Magnoliopsida, Celastrales, Celastraceae. The transcript has 9 exons.